AACGCGUUUGGUGAUAAACCCUAAUUCCAUUCACUGUGAAGGGAUGUUCUUCCAUAUCCGCCUCGAGCGCAAUCUCCAGCUCCAUCCGCGAUUCUUUGGGCCGCAGCUCAGAGACAAGCUCGUCGAGAAGCUCAUCCACGACGUCGAGGGCACUUGCAGUGGAAGACAUGGCUUUGUUGUUGCCGUGACCGGAGUGGACACGAUUGGCAAGGGACUCAUUCGCGACGGGACUGGCUACGUAACUUUUCCCAUACACUACCAGUGCGUAGUCUUCCGCCCUUUCAAAGGCGAGAUUCUUGAAGGGGUCGUGACGCUGGUCAAUAAGAUGGGAUUCUUCGCAGAAGCCGGACCAGUCCAGAUUUUCGUCUCAAACCACGUAAGUUUGCUCAAGUUUGUUUGUUCUUCCUCGUUUUCUCUUAAUAACUUGGAAAGCCUGCAGCUUAUUCCAGAUGACAUGUCCUUUCAGUCCGGCGAUGUACCCUGCUACGAAACAUCUGAUAGCUCGGUCCGAAUACAAAAGGACAGCGAGGUGCGCCUUAAAAUCGUUGGAACUCGUGUAGACGCCACUGAAAUUUUCUGCAUCGGGACGAUCAAGGACGAUUUCCUGGGCCUUAUCGGCGAUCCAACAGCAGGAGCUUAAGACUCUGGUCAGUGGACCACCUUUGUAGAGCUCAAGGCCUUUUGCUUUUGUUUGAUGGAAUGCUAACAUUAUAUUACAAUAUAGCCGCGCUUCCAGACCCUUUCUAUCAACAAAGAGAGAGCUUUCCGGGAGGAGGAGCUAGGUAGGCUGCUGCAAAACUCGCUCCCGACGUUGCUUUCUUUUUACAAAACUGAGAAGAGCUGCACUGCCGGAUCAUCUCACUUGUUUCCACUGUCGAGCGGCACCGUCAAGUUCAUCAGGUACUUGAGCUCGUCGUAGAGCACCAGGAUGAGCGCAGCGCCGGUUCCUCGCAACAUGUUUGACACGGCUCCACGAUAGAAGGACGAGACCCCUUCCAUCCGGCCGGCUUGCAUCAUCAUCCUGUGCCGGACGGUGUCGAGCGGAUACGAGAUCAAGCCGGCGGAGGUGGUGGCCGCCUGAGCCAUGAGCCAGCGUUUCCAGAAAGGGAGGUGCUCGGAGUCUCGCGAGAGCAAGUCCUUGGCCGUGUCGAAACCUCCAAAGUAGACGCUCCUGUGCACGACCAUUCCCUGGAUGGACGCUGGGAGUCCCCGGUAGAGUCCGCGAGUGCCAUCCUUGCGGUAGAUGGUCCUGAUGAAGUGGAGGAGUCCCUUGAACUGCCUGGCGUCGCGGUUCCCGAUAUCGGCCGCUAAGCGCGUGUGGGCGAUGUCCAGGGGAUAGACGAAGACGAGGCUGGUGCACCCGGCGGCGGCCCCGGCCACGAAGUUGAAGGGUGCUCUUGACAGUGCGUCGUUCUUGUCCGAGAUGAGUAGCGAUCGGUACAAGUCCUGCAAAGAAGAAAGUCCGAGUCAAAAGCAAAGCUUGUAAAAAGAGAAAAAGAAUGUAAGCUCAUGACAAAGAUUCUAAUAAUGAAAGUAAAGGUUUCAUAA
Messenger RNA from Selaginella moellendorffii, 1548 nucleotides. Its product is annotated as DNA-directed RNA polymerase II subunit RPB7. The transcript is spliced from 7 exons. NCBI's taxonomy places the organism in Eukaryota, Viridiplantae, Streptophyta, Lycopodiopsida, Selaginellales, Selaginellaceae. Bases 44 to 640 code for a protein of 198 amino acids. Gene Ontology annotation, biological process: transcription initiation at RNA polymerase II promoter; positive regulation of translational initiation; positive regulation of nuclear-transcribed mRNA poly(A) tail shortening. The record is from RefSeq and is a predicted model, not a curated record. Gene Ontology annotation, cellular component: RNA polymerase II, core complex; P-body. Gene Ontology annotation, molecular function: single-stranded DNA binding; translation initiation factor binding; single-stranded RNA binding.